Molecule: messenger RNA, 1949 nt
Organism: Carassius gibelio (silver crucian carp)
Lineage: Eukaryota; Metazoa; Chordata; Actinopteri; Cypriniformes; Cyprinidae
Product: leptin receptor gene-related protein
Exons: 4
Coding region: 123-518 (131 amino acids)
Biological process (GO): late endosome to vacuole transport via multivesicular body sorting pathway; negative regulation of growth hormone receptor signaling pathway
Cellular component (GO): endosome
Source: RefSeq, a predicted model, not a curated record
AAUCUGUAAGUUUUUGUAAGACUGCUCCUUUAAGGGUGUAUGAGUAAUUUGGUAGUUUAAGGAAAUAGGAAGUCAGUCCAGAAACAUUUAGCACAAAGACAGUAAACAAAAGGCGCUUGUGAAUGAUGGCAGGAAUAAAAGCUCUUGUUGCGUUAUCCUUCAGUGGUGCACUUGGACUGACUUUUCUCCUUUUGGGAUGUGCACUGGAACAUUUUGGAGUGUACUGGCCAAUGUUUGUCCUGUUCUUCUACAUCCUGUCACCUAUCCCAAAUUUAAUAGCCAGACGGCAUGCAGACGACACUGAGUCAAGCAAUGCAUGCAGGGAGCUUGCAUAUUUUUUAACCUCUGGAAUUGUGGUGUCAGCAUAUGGGCUACCCAUCGUGCUUGCACGAAAAUCUGUGAUCCAGUGGGGUGCUUGUGGCCUGGUAAUGGCAGGCAAUUCUGUCAUUUUUCUGACCAUUCUGGGGUUUUUCCUGAUAUUCGGAGGUGGAGAUGACUUUAGCUGGGAGCAGUGGUAAAACCUAUCCGGAAGAAGACCAUAACUACAUUAUAUACUAUAAAACUUUAAAUAGCUUGCCAUGGCGAUGCUGAUUAACCCAGGCCUUGACAGAGACUGUGUCCAUUGCUUUGUUUUCCUCUCGGUUAUGGCUGCUUUGGUGCUCUGCUUCUGCCUUUUCAUUUGCAUUACAUAUGCAUGGCCCUGUGUUUACAAUAAUUUGCUUAAAAAUGGUAAUUAUAAAAGUUGCAUUUAUAGGAAUAUUGCAUUUAAACUUGUUUGAACAGCAAAAAGGGAAAAACUCACAAAACCUGUCUAGUAAAUUUUGGUUCAUAUUUACUCAAAUCAAAAGCAAAAAAAAAAAAAAAAAAAAAAAAAGCAAUUAUGAUUUGCGUAAAUAAUUUAGAUUUUUUUUGUAUUAAGUUUAAAAUUUAGAUUUCUCUUCAAUAGAUGUGUUUUUUUUUUUCAACACAAUGCAAAAAAGAUUUAUUAUUUGAUAUAUUAAAAACUUUUUUUUUUUUUUAAGUAUUACACAAGAGGUUGUCAAUAAUUAAAAAAAAAAAUCCUAAAACUAGGCUUUUUCUUUUAAACAUGCACAUACAGAACACUGUUUUUUGAGAUUCAUGCUCAAAUAAUUAAUUUUAGUAGGAGCUAGAAAUCUUUUAUGCAAGCCAAUUAAACCAUCAUUACGAUUUAGAAAGUAAUAAUACAGAAAGUUAAGCAUUGAAUGAACAUUUUCUCUUUCCUUUUUUAGCAGUUUGAAUUGUUAGUGCUUAAUUAUCCCAAUUAAAUUAUGAACGAUCAUCAUUUGCACUUGAAUUAUAUGAAUUAAAAAACAAUGCCACCUAAGAGCAAUGCUUUGUGUCUGCAAACACCACGGCAGGCUAUGAAGUGUUUUAGUCUUUGUUUUUGCAAUGCCAUAUUACCAAAGCAAACAUCUUCUUGCUGUUCUGUUCCUUCAUUCCUUGUUAUAUCGGUUCCAUGUGGGUCUGCAGAAACAGGAUGAAAAGUUUUAAAUGCAUGCAGAAUACAAUCAUAAACAGCCUCUCAGUGAAUAUAGAAUGCUUAUUAUAGUUACUUUUUUAUUGGAACAGCAUAUGAUUCAUGAAAUUCCAGAAACUGACAUAUAAUUGCACAUCAUAGCUUAUGAAACACUAUGAUUAUGUAAUUUAAUAUAUUGUAGGCUGUAUAGCAAGAGUGUCUGAGAUCCAGUUUCACCUGAAAGACAGAGUGUUCAAGUUUAAUGAUUGACAGUUUCGGACUACUUCUGUUGUUAUUAAUAGUUUAUAAAAGGUUAUCAUUUUAUCCACUGUUUAAAAUCUUCCUGUUUUGUUUCUUCAUAGGUUAAACUGACUUUACAUAGAAUCACAUAGAAUCACGUGUAUAAGGGAUGUUUUUGAUAUGCCUUUGUGAUCUUGUUUUGAUUAUAUGAAUAAAAAACACUUGAAUUUUU